This is a messenger RNA of Colletotrichum karsti, 735 nucleotides long. RefSeq names its product had-superfamily subfamily variant 1. The record is from RefSeq and is a predicted model, not a curated record. Bases 1 to 735 code for a protein of 244 amino acids. The transcript has a single exon. NCBI's taxonomy places the organism in Eukaryota, Fungi, Ascomycota, Sordariomycetes, Glomerellales, Glomerellaceae.
AUGGCGCAACCCACCAAACUACAGCAGUUCCAAACCGAGCUCAACAGAAAGUCAUGGUUCGGAUUUGACCUCGAUGACACUCUACACGAGUUCCGCCGCGCCUCAUCCGCCGCAACAAACCAAGUCAUCCAAUCCAUUUCUCAACGUCACGGAACUCCAGUCCAGUCUUUGAAGGAUGAAUAUUCCACAAUUCUCCGGGAGAAAACGUCGAGCGCGUUUGCAGAUGGCAAGACAUCGAUUGAAUAUAGACGGGAACGAUUUUCAACCUUGUUAGAGCGAUUUUUCCUUCCUCUGGAUGCUGCUUUCAUCGAGCAACUCCUUGAUACGUAUGAGAAAACCUUGGCGGAAUCCUUGAAACUCAAGGAUGGGGCGUUGAGUCUGCUGUCGAUGCUGAAGAAGUCGGGCAAGAAGGUGGCGGUCAUAACAGAGGGACCGCAGGACGCGCAGGAGAGGACGGUCAAGCACCUAGGCAUCGCUGAUCACAUUGACCUUCUCGCCACGACGAACUUCUUCGGAGUUUCCAAGACUGAAGGGCUGUUUCCGAAGGUUUUGGACCACCUUGGUAUCUCGGCUGCGGAUAUGGUUUAUGUUGGGGACAACGCCGCCAGGGACGUGGUACCCGCGGAGAAGGCCGGUAUUCUUUGCAUACAUUACAAUGAGCAGGCUAGGACUUCGUUUGAUGAGUUUCCCGCCCGCCUGUGUGCUCUGGGAGAUAUUGAGAGCAUGUUAUUAUAG